AUGGCCCGCUCAUCUCUGCCCACCCUACCCUUGGGCCCCCAUUGCCUACGCCCCUUCACCCGGGAGUCCCUGGCAGCCAUAGAACAGCGGGCAGUGGAGGAGGAGGCCCGGCUGCUGCGGAAUAAACAGAUGGAGAUUGAGGAUCCCGAACAGAAGCCUCGAAGUGACCUGGAGGCCGGCAAGAACCUGCCCCUUAUCUUUGGGGACCCCCCACCAGAAGUCAUCGGCAUUCCUCUGGAGGACAUAGACCCCUACUACAAUGACAAGAAGACCUUCAUCGUGCUCAACAAGGGCAAGUCCAUCUUCCGCUUCUCUGCCACGCCUGCCCUCUACAUGCUGAGCCCAUUCAGCAUCAUCAGGCGGAGUGCCAUCAAGGUGCUCAUCCACUCGCUGUUCAGCAUGUUCAUCAUGAUCACCAUCUUGACCAACUGUGUGUUCAUGACCAUGAGCGACCCACCUCCCUGGUCCAAGAAUGUGGAGUACACCUUCACAGGGAUCUAUACCUUUGAGUCCCUCAUCAAGAUGCUGGCCCGAGGCUUCUGCAUCGACAACUUCACAUUCCUCCGAGACCCCUGGAACUGGCUGGACUUCAGUGUCAUCCUGAUGGCGUAUGUGACAGAGUUUGUGGACUUGGGAAACAUCUCAGCCCUGAGGACCUUCCGGGUGCUUCGAGCCCUAAAAACCAUCACGGUCAUCCCAGGGCUGAAGACAAUUGUGGGGGCCCUGAUCCAGUCGGUGAAAAAGCUAUCGGAUGUGAUGAUCCUCACUGUCUUCUGUCUGAGCGUCUUUGCCCUGGUGGGGCUGCAGCUCUUCAUGGGAAACCUUAGGCAGAAGUGCAUCCGCUGGCCCCCUCCCUUCAAUGAUACCAAGGCCACAUGGUCUGGCAACGACACGUGGUAUGGCAACGACACGUGGUAUGGCAACGACACGUGGAGCCACAUGAGCUGGGCCAACAACUAUACCUUUGAUUGGGAUGCCUAUAUCAAUGAUGAAGGGAACUACUAUUUCCUGGAGGGUGCCAAUGAUGCUCUGCUCUGUGGGAACAGCAGUGAUGCUGGGCACUGUCCCGAGGGUUAUGAGUGCAUGAAGGCCGGGCGCAACCCCAACUAUGGCUACACCAGCUACGACACCUUCAGCUGGGCCUUCCUGGCUCUCUUCCGCCUCAUGACACAGGAUUACUGGGAGAACCUCUUCCAGCUGACUCUUCGAGCAGCCGGCAAGACCUACAUGAUCUUCUUCGUGGUCAUCAUCUUUCUGGGCUCCUUCUAUCUCAUCAAUCUGAUCCUGGCAGUAGUGGCCAUGGCGUAUGCUGAGCAGAAUGAGGCCACCUUGGCUGAAGAUCAGGAGAAAGAGGAGGAGUUUCAGCAGAUGCUUGAGAAAUUCAAAAAACAACAGGAGGAGCUGGAGAAGGCCAAGGCUGCCCAGGCUCUGGAAGGUGGGGAGGCAGAUGGAGACCCAGCCCACCGUAAAGACUGCAAUGGCAGCCUGGACACAUCUGGGGAGAAGGGGCCCCCAAGGCUGAGCUGCAGUGCAGACAGUGCCAUCUCAGAUGCUAUGGAGGAGCUGGAAGAGGCCCACCAGAAGUGCCCACCGUGGUGGUACAAGUGUGCGCACAAAGUGCUCAUAUGGAACUGCUGCACACCAUGGGUGAAGUUCAAACAUAUCAUCUACCUGAUUGUCAUGGACCCCUUCGUGGACCUGGGCAUCACCAUCUGCAUCGUGCUCAACACCCUCUUCAUGGCCAUGGAGCAUUACCCCAUGACCGAGCACUUUGACAACGUGCUCUCCGUGGGCAAUCUGGUCUUCACGGGCAUCUUUACAGCCGAGAUGGUGCUGAAGCUGAUCGCCUUGGACCCCUAUGAGUAUUUCCAGCAGGGCUGGAACAUCUUCGACAGUAUCAUUGUCACCCUCAGCCUGGUGGAGCUGGGCCUGGCCAACGUGCAGGGACUGUCUGUGCUCCGCUCCUUCCGUCUGCUGCGAGUCUUCAAACUGGCUAAGUCAUGGCCAACGCUCAACAUGCUCAUCAAGAUCAUCGGCAACUCAGUGGGGGCACUGGGCAACCUGACGCUGGUGCUGGCCAUCAUCGUGUUCAUCUUCGCAGUGGUGGGCAUGCAGCUGUUCGGCAAGAGCUACAAGGAGUGCGUGUGUAAGAUCGCCUCAGACUGCAGCCUGCCUCGCUGGCACAUGCACGAUUUCUUCCACUCCUUCCUCAUCAUCUUCCGAAUCCUGUGUGGGGAGUGGAUCGAGACCAUGUGGGACUGCAUGGAGGUGGCUGGCCAGCCCAUGUGCCUCACCGUCUUCCUCAUGGUCAUGGUCAUCGGCAACCUGGUGGUCCUGAACUUGUUCCUGGCCCUCCUGCUGAGCUCCUUCAGUGCCGACAGCCUGGCAGCCUCAGAUGAGGAUGGCGAGAUGAACAACCUGCAGAUUGCCAUCGGGCGCAUCAAGUGGGGCAUCGGCUUUGCUAAGGCCUUCCUCUUGGGGCUGCUGCAUGGCAAAAUCCUGACGCCCAAGGAGAUAAUGCUCACCCUUGGGGAGCCCGGGGGUUCCGGGGAGGCUGGAGAGGUUGGGGACAGUGCCCCCAAGGACAAAAAGAAGGAACCCCCCCCUGAGGAAGAGGACAAGGACCUGAAGGACAAUCACAUCCUGAACCAUGUGGGCCUGCCUCACGGCCCUCCCUCCAGCAUUGAGCUGGACCACCUCAAUUUCAUCAACAACCCCUACCUGACCAUCCAGGUGCCCAUCGCCUCCGAGGAGUCCGACCUAGAGAUGCCAACUGAGGAGGAAACUGACACAUUCUCUGAGCCCGAGGAUGUCAAGAAACUGCCGCAGCCCCUCUACGAUGGGAACUCCUCCGUCUGCAGCACAGCUGACUACAAGCCCCCAGAGGAGGACCCCGAGGAGCAGGCUGAGGAGAACCCCGAGGGAGAGCAGCCUGAGGAGUGCUUCACAGAACCCUGUGUGCAGCGCUUCCCCUGCCUCUAUGUGGACAUCUCUCAGGACCGUGGGAAGAUGUGGUGGACUCUUCGCAGGGCCUGCUUCAAGAUUGUUGAGCACAACUGGUUCGAGACCUUCAUUGUCUUCAUGAUCCUGCUUAGCAGUGGGGCCCUGGCCUUUGAAGAUAUCUAUAUCGAGCAGCGGCCAGUCAUCCGCACCAUCCUAGAAUACGCUGACAAGAUCUUCACUUACAUUUUCAUCAUGGAGAUGCUGCUCAAAUGGGUGGCAUAUGGCUUCAAAGUGUACUUCACCAACGCCUGGUGCUGGCUCGACUUCCUCAUCGUAGAUGUCUCCAUCAUCAGCCUGGUAGCAAACUGGCUGGGCUACUCAGAGCUGGGACCCAUCAAAUCCCUGAGAACACUUCGGGCCCUUCGUCCCCUGAGGGCACUGUCUCGAUUCGAGGGCAUGAGGGUGGUGGUGAAUGCCCUCCUGGGAGCCAUCCCCUCCAUCAUGAAUGUGCUGCUUGUCUGCCUCAUCUUCUGGCUCAUCUUCAGCAUAAUGGGCGUCAACUUGUUUGCUGGGAAGUUCUACCACUGCAUCAACACUACCACCUCUGAGAGGUUCGAUAUCUCUGAGGUCAACAACAAGUCCGAGUGUGAGAGCCUCAUGCACACAGGCCAGGUCCGCUGGCUCAACGUCAAGGUCAACUAUGACAACGUGGGUCUAGGCUACCUCUCCCUCCUCCAGGUGGCCACCUUCAAGGGUUGGAUGGAUAUCAUGUAUGCAGCAGUGGACUCCCGGGAGCAGGCGGACCAGCCGCAGUACGAGGUGAACCUCUACAUGUAUCUGUACUUUGUCAUCUUCAUCAUCUUUGGGUCCUUCUUCACGCUCAACCUCUUCAUCGGUGUCAUCAUCGACAACUUCAACCAGCAGAAGAAGAAGUUCGGAGGGAAAGACAUCUUCAUGACAGAGGAACAGAAGAAAUACUACAAUGCCAUGAAGAAGCUUGGCUCCAAGAAGCCCCAGAAGCCGAUUCCACGGCCCCAGAACAAGAUCCAAGGCUUGGUGUAUGACUUCGUGACAAAACAGGUAUUUGACAUCACCAUCAUGAUCCUCAUCUGCCUCAACAUGGUCACCAUGAUGGUGGAGACGGAUGACCAGAGCCAGCUCAAGGUGGACAUCCUGUACAACAUCAACAUGAUCUUCAUCAUCAUCUUCACGGGGGAGUGUGUGCUCAAGAUGUUUGCCCUGCGCCAGUACUAUUUCACCAUUGGCUGGAACAUCUUUGACUUUGUGGUUGUCAUCCUGUCCAUUGUGGGCCUUGCACUCUCUGAGCUGAUCCAGAAAUACUUCGUGUCACCCACACUGUUCCGUGUGAUCCGCUUGGCACGGAUCGGGCGUGUCCUGCGGCUGAUCCGUGGGGCCAAGGGCAUCCGGACGCUGCUCUUCGCCCUCAUGAUGUCACUGCCCGCCCUCUUCAACAUCGGCCUCCUCCUCUUCCUGGUCAUGUUUAUCUAUUCCAUCUUCGGCAUGUCCAACUUUGCCUAUGUGAAGAAAGAAUCGGGCAUUGAUGACAUGUUCAACUUUGAGACCUUUGGCAACAGUAUCAUCUGCCUCUUUGAGAUCACCACAUCAGCUGGCUGGGAUGGGCUUCUGAACCCCAUCCUCAACAGUGGGCCCCCAGAUUGUGACCCCACACUAGAGAACCCUGGUACCCAUAUCAAGGGCAACUGCGGUAACCCAUCCAUUGGUAUCUGCUUCUUCUGCAGCUACAUCAUCAUCUCCUUCCUCAUUGUGGUCAACAUGUACAUUGCCAUUAUCCUGGAGAACUUCAAUGUGGCAACUGAGGAGAGCAGUGAGCCCCUUGGUGAGGAUGACUUUGAGAUGUUCUAUGAAACAUGGGAGAAAUUCGACCCUGAUGCCACACAGUUCAUUGAAUACAGCCGCCUCUCUGACUUUGUGGACACCCUGCAGGAGCCACUGAAGAUCGCCAAGCCCAACAAAAUCAAACUCAUCACUCUGGACCUGCCCAUGGUGCCAGGGGACAAGAUCCACUGUCUGGACAUCCUCUUUGCCCUGACUAAAGAGGUGCUGGGUGACUCUGGGGAGAUGGAUGCCCUCAAGCAGACCAUGGAGGAGAAGUUCAUGGCUGCCAACCCCUCUAAGGUCUCCUAUGAGCCCAUCACCACCACCCUGAAAAGGAAACACGAGGAGGUGUGUGCCAUCAAGAUCCAGAGGGCCUACCGCCGGCACCUGCUGCAGCGCUCUGUAAAGCAGGCAUCCUACAUGUACCGCCACAGCCAGGACGGCAGUGGGGACGGGGCCCCUGAGAAGGAGGGGCUGAUCGCCAAUGCCAUGAGCCAGAUGUAUGGCCCGGAGAACGGGAAGACCAGUGUACAGGUCCAGGGGCAGAAGGAGGGCUCCACGGGGGACACCGGAUCUGCCAUAGGGCUCACGCCCAUCAGCCCCUCAGACGCUACCCUGCCUCCCUCCCCAUCACCAGGGCAGACAGUGCGCCCAGGGGUCAAAGAGUCUCUUGUGUAGCAGGCAGAUUACAAGAUGGCUAGUUGAGCCUCAGCACAGUGCCUGCACACUGAGUGAGGGAGCGGGCCUUUGAGUCUGGGACUGCAUCCAGCUCCUUUGUCGGGGACAGGACUUGGCCAUGGUGGGUCUGACACCCAGGCCUUGAGAAAUGGGAAUCGAACUCAGGGACCCAAGCUGGGCUGAAGCCCCUGCCUCUGUGAUUUCAUUUUCAAGUUGCUCUUACCUCCUCAUGAGUUCUGCUGCCCCUCCUUUUGGCCUGAGGGAGGUCAGAACGUCAGGAACUCUGCCCCCUUCAUGGGAUUGAGCCAGCCUACAAUGGGGGGACUGGCUGCCCUCCUGUCCCCAGAGUCUUAAGGGUUACUAGCCUCUCCCCAGCAAGUGGCCCACAGGCCCCCAGUUCCAGGCCAGAUAUCUUCACCUCAGUGAGUGCAGAUACCUGAGCUCAGGACUCAGCCAGCUCUCCCCCUCCCACUCUGGGGUGCUGCUUCCCCUACCAGCCCGGGAAUUCUCUGGAAAAGGAAAAUGUUACUGAUCCAGAAAUAACUCCACAAACUUGAUUGGCCACUGGAUCUUGAUGCACUGGGCUGGGGUUGAUUCCUGAAAGCUUUUCCUGGGCCACGUCCAGGAUGAUAGUUAGCUCCCCUGACUGAUCCCUAGCAGAGGAACAGAAGGAAGGAGUCCACUGGAAGUUACCUUUUUGAUGAAGCAUGGAUGGGAAGUACGAGUCCUGCCAGCUGCAUGGCUGCCCUCAGCCUGAGUAUCCAGACCUGGGUGGGAGCAGGGAUGCUGAAUGAAAAGAUCCUGUUCCUUCCCUUUCUUCUCUCCUCUUGCCUUCAUUAAACCACCAGUAGCCUCAUCUGCCCUCAGAGAUCUCUCCCUUCUCAUAUUUUCCCUUGCCUAUCUCUUUGUCCCUGUGCAUCCUUUUCGCUUUCUUUAAAGUGACCCUGAGAAUGUUAUAGUGGAGCUCACGUGACGUACUCACACUGGGGCAUGCAGUAGAGAAGGCUCGCCUGGUUUGAGCUCAACCUUCCAACUUCCUGCUGCCUGGAACUGCUGAUCUGGACAUGGUGGCAUCAGUCUUUGCUGGCUGCUGGAGAACAGAGGCCAAGCUGGGGGGUGUGAGAGUCCUCCUGAGGGGCCUGUGGGUUCUGUCACCUGUGUGUGUGGCUGUGUGUCUGCUUGUAGGCCUGAGAGGGUAACUGUGUAUGUUCAAGUUCGUGCUGUGUGUUUGAACCAUUGUACAGCAGUGUCUGCAAAAGUCUGUACAUCUGGGUAUGGUUUUUUUAUGAUGGUAUUCACAUACAUUUUAUUUAUACACUUUUAAUGAUUUCAUUGCCAUACACACAUUAUUUUUCUUAACUUUAUUUUAUCUUAUUUUUGGUAGUGGAGCUCAAACUCGCGACCUUGUGCUUGUGCGGCAGGCGCUGGAACCACUGAGCUAAAUCCCUGGCCCUUAACUUUAUUUUUACAUUAAGUCAGUAUCUGUCAUGCAGCCAUCAAAAACCUUACAGUAAAUUACACAGGUUUAUAGUCCAAUUUCGACUGUAGCUUCUUAGAAUCAGCCACUUUUCUGACUGCUUUCAUGAAGUCUUCCUGAACUACAAAAUCAUGAUCAGCACGAAUUGCAAACAUACCUGCUUCAGUACAAACAUUUCUCAGGUCUGCUCCAUUAAACCUAUCUAAAAGUUUCACAACUGCUUCCGAAUCUAUUUCACCAUGCUUCAUAAUGGGACCUGCAUGGAUUUUCAAUAUAUCUAAUCUUGCUUGUUCAUUUGGUAAAUCAAUAUGUAUUUUUCUAUCUAAUCUUCCUGGACAUAGCAAUGCAGGAUCCAGUGUAUCUGGUCUGUUUGUAGCCAUGAUGAUUUUAACUCUAUGCAGAGUGUCAAAUCCAUCCAUCGGACUCAGUAACUCCAUUAAAGUUCUCUGAAUCUCUCUGUCAGCUGAAGCACCCUCAGCAAACCGACGACCACCAAUAGCACCUAUUUCAUCCAUAAAAAUGAUGCACGGCUGAUGGUCCCUUGCAGAAUUAAACAUUUCUCUAAUCAAAGGAGCACUUUCACCAAUGUACUUGUCUACAAUAGUACUAGAUACAACCUUUAAGAAAUUGCAGUCUAGCUGGCUAGCAACAGCUCAUGCCAAGGGUGUUUUUCCUGUGCCUCUCUUAAUUCCCGAAUCUGUUCUGAUUGCCCUCCAAUCUCAGAAUAAGAAACAUUCCCAGGGUCCUCAUGAGACAUGUUGUAAACCAAUGGAUCCACCUCUUUUGACAAAUAUCUCAUGAUAGUGAAUGUAGUCAUAUCCAAAGCAACUCUUGUUCCUGGCUUUAGCUUACUUUUGUCAAUCUGUCAAUGACAACCCACAACCUAUCUUGGUCCAUUUGUAGUUUUAACAAUGAAUUUUUCUUCAGUUAAUUGUUUAAGCACUUCACCCACAGUCUGCCCAACACUUUGUAGGCCCUUCAGAUCAUUUUCAGACUUUUCAUACUGCUUGGUAAGUUCUUUUAAUUGUUCCCUUAACCCCUUCAGAUGGCCCUCGAUCUCCUUGUGCUCCAACCAGAUAUGUUUGUGUCUGUGUGUGUCAGUGUGCCCUGGAAUGCCUGAAGUCCAUGUGAGUGCACCUGCUGUGUGUGUGUGUGUGUGUGUGUGUGUGUUCGUGUUCUGUGCCAGCCUGUUCAUGUGAUUGCACCAGUGUCUGAGAGAGUAGACCUGUUCCCUGAGGGUGUGAGUGAUUGUGACAUGGGUGUUUGUGCUUUGAGUCCCCUGCUGACCUAAGUUCCUCUUCUCUUUUUUCUUGUUUCUCAUGAACAGUUUGAUUAAAACUCAGGAAGCAGCAAAACCCUCAAAACAAGAUAUGUGUGUGCACGUGUGUGAAUGUGUCCACACACACACACACACACGCCCAUGGGCCAGAGUCUUCCUUGUUAUCUGCCCUAUUCUCUUGCCCCUCCAGGUCUUGCCUGGGUAACCCUCUCCUUCUCUCCCCACAAGCUUCUCUCUUCCCAUUCCUGUUUCUUGUCAUCAUACCAAUGGCCUCGCCCUGCUCCCUGUCUCCUGCCUAUGGAAGGAGGCCUCCACUCCUUCCAUCUCUUCCUGCCAUGACUCUGCCUCUCCCUUCAAAAGGUACCUGCCAUAGGGGGUGAGCCUCCCCCUUCCCAGCACCCUGUCCCUCUGCCUUUCCUUCAUGGGCCUCAGACUGGUGAGGCCCCCAGAGCCUUGAGAAUCUGUUGGAUUGAAUGUCCUUUGUCCAUUGCAGAGGAAGAGCAGAUGGGCAGGGCCUGGCCUCUCCCUGCCUGUGGCGCUCUUCCCUGCAGACUGACACCCAUUCCCACCUUAUCCAGGUGGUAACCAGCCUGGAGCCAGGCUGGAAGAUGAGCUUCUUUGUAUAGUUCUUACAAUAAACCCUUCCCUGGUGCCUCA
This is a messenger RNA of Heterocephalus glaber (naked mole-rat), 8891 nucleotides long. The record is from RefSeq and is a predicted model, not a curated record. Lineage: Eukaryota; Metazoa; Chordata; Mammalia; Rodentia; Bathyergidae.